Messenger RNA from Haemorhous mexicanus (house finch), 1923 nucleotides. It is a transcript of the gene ABHD15, whose product is annotated as abhydrolase domain containing 15. The transcript is spliced from 2 exons. The coding region runs from base 276 to 1592 and encodes 438 amino acids. Lineage: Eukaryota; Metazoa; Chordata; Aves; Passeriformes; Fringillidae. The record is from RefSeq and is a predicted model, not a curated record. Gene Ontology annotation, molecular function: short-chain carboxylesterase activity; monoacylglycerol lipase activity.
GCACCAAAAGCAGCUUUUCCCGGCCCCAUGGCUCCUGUGCCCAUGGAGGGUCCGUGGCUGCAGGGGCUUCAACCCCUGCGGUGCCAGGCAGGGCUUGGCCACGUGUCCCUCCCGUUUCACCCAGUCCCCUUGGCCCUGCUGGCCGCCGCUCACGCCUUCCCCGGCACAGCCCUGCUGUUUACCCAGCCCCGGGGCUGGGCUUCCCAGCACAGCCCCGCCGUCUCUCUGCGAGCCGCCGACCAUCGGGGCUGCCGGCUGAGGCUCCUGCCGCCUCCAUGCUGUCCCCGGAGGAUUUGGUGGCCGCAGCCGCGGUGCUCAUGGGGCUGGGCCUCCUAGCUUGGUGCCUUUGGGCAGGGAGCCUGGAGGUGCCUGGAGACGUGGGAGAGGAGGACGAGGAGGAGGAGGAGGAGGGGAUCCCCUUCAUGGCCGAGGAGGGCUCGGGGCACUGCCGGCUGCUGUGCAAGCCCUCGGCUCUGGCCCAGCACCUGGUGCGGAGCUUGGGGCGCUCAGCGGCGCUGCGGGGGGGACGCUGGCCGUGGCCGAGCUGGCCCCGGCUCCAGAUGCUGUGGCAGCUCCUGCAGCCACCUGAGCCGGAGCCGGUGGUGGCCCGUGAGCUCCUGCAGCUGUCCGACGCUGGGCUGAUUGCCCUGGACUGGUUGGUGGGGCCGUGGGGGGCUGCAGGUGGCGGCGGGGGGGUCUCCAGCCCAGUGCUGCUGCUCAUUCCCAACGCUGCCGGGAAGGUGACGGGGGGGCUGCUGCAGCUGGGGCUGCGGGCGCUGGAGCGGGGCUUCAUCCCCGUCAUCUUCAACCGCCGGGGCCACAAUGGCUGCCCCCUCACCACCCCCCGGCUCCAGCCCUUCGGGGAUCCCGGGGACCUGCGGGAGGCUGUGACGUACCUGCGGUGCCGGCACCCCUCUGCCUCUCUGCUGGCCGUCAGCGAGGGCUCGGGCUCGGGGCUGCUGCUCGCCUACCUGGGCGAGAGCGGCUCCUCCAGCCGCCUGGCCGCCGCUGCCUGCCUCUCCCCCAUCUUCCGUGGCCGGGACUGGUUUGAGGCCAGGAUGCCCUGGCUUUACGAGUGGCCGCUGCUCCUCCACCUCAAGCAGGGAUUGAGCAGGUACGCGGGGGCCCUGGCCGAGGUGGUGGACAUGGACAGGCUCCUGGGCAGCCGCUCGCUGCGGGAGCUGGAGGAAACCCUCUUCUGCCGGACUUGGAGCCGCCCCACCAGCUGGGAGAGCUACUGGGAGCGCAACGAGCCCCUGCGCGACGCGGACGAGGCGGCGGUGCCGGUGCUGUGCCUCUGCAGCGCCGAUGACCCGGUGCGCGGCCCCCUGGCCCAGAGCCUGCCCCGGGAGCUCUUCCGCAGCAGUCCCUACUUCUUCCUGCUGCUGACCCCGCACGGGGGGCACUGCGGCUUCCCCCGGCGGGGGCCGGGGCGCUGCUGGGCCCACGAGGCCGUGCUGGAAUAUUUCAGAGCCAUGGCCGAGUUCCUGCGGAUGGAGGAGAGGAGGAAGGGGCAACCACGGCCCCGCAGGUGGGGGGGUCCCCCGGUCGAGCUCCCCGUGUUCACCUGGCAGAGGUCCUACACGCGGUAGCCCUCCUGGGGCAGGGUCUCACAAAGGCAGGCAGACACUCUGUGUACUAAAAUUACUUUAUUACAGUUGAUUUUUUUUUUUUAACAUUUCCUUUGCUAUGAUACAAAGGAUACUUACAAACAAAAUAUUACAUAUGACCUUAUUUUUUUUUUCUCUUCUCUUAUUUUCUGACAACUUGGUAACAGCUUUAAAUGCACAAUCUAUACAAUUAAUACAGGUUAUAUAUGAGCUAUAAUGUAUGUUGAACCAGAAGAAUACCAGAAUACUGACAAUAUACUGUACAUUAAGCCUUACCAGUUAGUGCUCGUGGCAUUUUCUACAAGAAGGAAAA